Molecule: messenger RNA, 3788 nt
Organism: Sphaerulina musiva SO2202
Lineage: Eukaryota; Fungi; Ascomycota; Dothideomycetes; Mycosphaerellales; Mycosphaerellaceae
Exons: 1
Coding region: 212-3724 (1170 amino acids)
Cellular component (GO): nucleoplasm
Molecular function (GO): protein binding
Source: RefSeq, a predicted model, not a curated record
ACCCACUCCACUCCACGCAUCAAGACUGUCUUGGUGGUCGCGUCACUGCCCGCAGCAAAACCCGCAUACGCCAGAACUGUCUGGUUGAGCUCGCUGCUCUCUCUGCUUCCGAACGCGCCCUACGCCCUCGCCCGCGUCCUCGACCUCUCAGACCUGACCGACCACCCAAACUUGCCGAAGGAAUGCGAAUCGCGUCCUGUCUGGUAACGGUAUGAAUGGCAGCAAGUCACCAGAUCCGGCCAAUACAAAGACCGGACCUGCUGCACAGAACGAUCGGCGCACUGAACACGCCAAUGGAAAUCGCGAAUUAAACCAGCGUGACGACAUACGAGAGGCGAAUGACGGAUUGGCAGCUGUAGGAGCGCCUACUCGUGAAGAACCUGCAGCGCUGGACGCAGGCACCUUGAAAGAGGCGCAAGAGAAGGCUGAAAACGAUGCGCCUCACGACGACGUGGAUUCGGAGGCAGAAACUUUGAUAGACAGUCCAGUGAAGCGCAAGGAAGCCGAAAGACAGACCAACGCCGUAAAACUCGAGCGUCAACAACCUAAGCCACGCCACCGGAUAGGCAGUCUCCCUGUGCCCACGGACGGCGACGAAGAUGACUCCGCCCAGCCUUCACCGGUGCCCAGCGUGGAAAACGCAGCCUCGGCCAAAGAUGUCAAGGAUGAGAGCCUGGAACACACGAAAGACGACGGGGAUCGAAACAGCAUGAGCGAACCUCUUAGCUCCCCACGUUCAUCUGCUUCGAAUCCACCCUCACGUGAAUCUUCGCUAGCGCGCGCUGUCUCGGAGCUGCCUGAAUAUUCGAGCAAUAUCGCGCUAUCGCCGAAUCCUCGAAAGCGUAAGCAUCGAGCUUCUUCUGUGAGCUUGCCCAAUAAACGCCCAAGUAAUGAGCCAUCGAGACGUCGCAUUCGCGGUCUCCACUCCGAGGAAUUGGAUGCAAGAAAGGAGUCAUCGCUAUCACCAAAGCUGCGCAGCCACCGCAGGGCAGCAUCUACACAGUCUGCCUUCACGGAAGGUGUUCCUGAGGUGCCAGAUAAGAAGCGUCGAUCUGCCCCUCACGGCCUUGGUAAAGAAUUGAAAAGUGGUCGUCCCCUGUGGGAGGAGUCUGAUACAUCUUCAGAGACGACUUCUCACGGCAACACAGAGUCUCGAAGACCACGACGCGGCGUCGGACGCUCUACAUCGACUCCGGGUAGGCCAGCAGGCCGCGAACACAAGCGGCAUAUCAAUAAAUAUGGCUUCACGAGGCUAGCAGAAGCUUGCGAAGAGGGCGAUCUCGAUCGCGUCAAAGAGUGGCGAAAUAGAGAUCCUGAUCAGCUGGAACUUGCCGAAUUUGCUGGCAACAAACCUCUUCAAAUUGCGGCUCUUCACGGCAACGUAGAAGUUGUGGAUUACUUGAUCGAACAGGGCUGCCAAAUUGACUGUGCUAAUGUCGACAAAGAUACUCCUCUCAUUGAUGCUGCCGAAAACGGUCACCUGGAUGUCCUUCGUAGUCUGCUCCGUGCAGGCGUCGACCCUUUGAGGCAGAAUCUUAAGGGCCAGCAGGCGCUGGAUGUUGUUACCGACGACACGGACGAUGCAGACGAGAUCCGAGCAGCUCUGAGGAGCGCCAUUGAGGUGUGGAACACCAAUGGGUCCCGCCAGCGGCGAGAGGAGGAAGAGGAAAUGCGUCAUCGAGCUGGGCCAACAAAAGAGCUGCAUUUCAUGGCCCGCUCGUAUGAAAAUCUUCUCAAGCUGGUGCAGAUUAAUGAUCGCAACGGUGUCAAGGAGUUUCUGGACGCUCGUGUACCUGUGGAUAAUGCGAUAAUCGCCGCUGCUGCCAAGACUGGCGAUUCUUACCUUGUAAAUAUGCUAUUAGCAGAGAUGUCCGAGAAGAAGGCGUCACAAAGACCCGAGCGUCUCAUGCUGAGCGUCUUGGGAACGUCGCACUUGGAGAUGGUGAAGUCACUCUCAGAGCUCGACAAUUUUGAUCCGCUGUACCGCAACCGCCAAGACAAAACUUGGCCCGAGCUUGCAGAAGAACGACAUGGUCCGAACUGGCGGGAAGAGAAGCUGCUGUUGCAACGAUUGUAUGAUCAGAGUGCAGCGUCAAAGGAGCGGUGCAGCUCGAGUCCUGUUUCCAAGCGGGAUAGCGCCAAGCGUCGAGUUGUGCGGCGCACUCCUGCAGGCGACGAAGCAGGAGGAGAAGGGGGAGGAGAAGAUAGCGACGAGGACCAGGCACCACGACGCAAGAACGGGCGACGACUCAUGUCAAAGCGCGACAUGCGCGUGGCCAGCGGCAGAGCACCAUCACAUGAGUCUUCAGAUGCGUCCAGCUCUGACGACGCGACGGGGACGGGGAACGAGCGAGAGGAAGGCGCUUCGACGAAAACUCCGAGUAACGCAGCAGAUGUGCGAGGGUCUGGAUCCAAGAACCGUACCAGCUCGUCGACGACUCCAAACGUAGAUACAUCUCCACGACUUCGUCGACAGUCGUCUUCCUUGCGCGCUACUACUGAACGACCUCUGCAGCCACUGGAAGAGGUUGCAGAAGAUAAAGACACUGCGGCACCAUCUGAAACAUCCGAGAUGCACGCUGCGAACGAGGCACAGUUGGCCGAGAUGAAGCGUAUUCAGGAUCGUGAGGCAGAAGCAGCCGCUGCAGCGGAACGUGCUGAAGCAGAAAGGGCUCGACUGGCCGAAGAAGAGCGCCGUGCGGAGCAGGCUCGGCGCGAGGAAGAAGCGCGAGCAGCAGAAGAACAGCGCAGAGCAGAGGAACAGCGCAGAGCAGAAGAACAGCGCAGAGCAGAAGAACAGCGCAAAGCAGAAGAACAGCGCAGAGCAGAAGAGCAGCGCAGAGCAGAAGAACAGCGCAGAGCAGAAGAACAGCGCAAAGCGGAAGAAGAGCGCAGAGCAGAAGAAGAGCGAGCACGUGUCAAGCAAGAAAUGGCCGCAACAAAGCUUAGGUACCUCGAGCGAGUGGCCAUUUCAUUGCCCAUAGCAAUAUCGCAUGUGCUCCAUCCGGCCUCAGCCUUCAGCUUCGACAGUGAUGCGGCUCUUGAUUACUUGAUUCAAUACUUCACACCGCUUCAAGUCCUCAAGCAGGAGCAUCAGGACGCCUCUGCCACACUACCGGCUGGCGCCGAUGCCCCACACUGGAUAACAAAUAUGCAAGCUGCGCCGCUCGUUGGAAAACAAGGCAUUGAACUGAUGCUGCCCAAGAGCGCUCCUGGGUAUGAGGCCAGCUUAGCAAACGCCUGGGCCACCAAAGACGUCUUGGACACUGACCAGGAUUUGAUUGGUUCUGUUCUCGCGAGCCUACCGCAGCAUUUGCCACCCGGUCAAGUCCUGGACAGCGACCUUCACAGCCGGCUGUCUUUCGAAGAGGACGUGCAAAGAGCUGCGGACCGGAUCAACGCCGUGGCUGAGAUGAGAGCUCGGCUGCGUGACGGCGAAGCUGUACUCCGUUACGUGCGUCUGGACGAAGUAAUGAAGAAUCUCCAUCCGAAGCUCAGAGACUUGCCCAUUGAUGUUCGGUACGACUAUAUGCCUGUCUCUAUACCCUCGAGAGGCAUGUCCCAGGUUGAUAGUGGCAACUUCGUCACGAACCUGAAUGCUUCGAUGGACGCACGCCCCCGACAGCAAACAUUCGUUGAUGGCGAGGGCGUGAAUGGCGUUUCGUCGCCUCCACGGAGACUCACUCCCGUGUCGAUUGCACAUCAGAAGUCAGGUAGCAAGUAGGUAGCGUUGUGUAGUUGGCGAGGUACGCAGAAGCGCAGGGCAUACAUAUACUUCCGUUAUCCGC